UUCUCGGAGCACAAAGUGAAAACGCAUCUCGGUGUGAUGCUCCGUCCUCUCACGCUACGAUGCCCGCACGGACCCGCAAGGACGCACUUUAAUCUCCUCUGACGCGUUCAGGGACCUUCACUCUCUGUUCUCCUGCCAUCAGUCACAUUUCUAAUUUGGACCGAAACCUCUUUUGUCCGCGGGAUACCGAUGGCCACCACCGCCACCGUCCCCAGCAUCAUCAUCAGCAGCAGCAGCACCGGAGGGCCGUCGGGCCAGUCAGGACGGCCGGGAUUCAACCAGCACACCUAGCAGGUCGCUCCACUCUCGAGGACGCCCGAUCAGACCCAGUUGCCUUAACUGACCUUUGACAUUUCUCCGAUAACCCAACUGAGGUCACGCCUUCAGUGCAGGACAGCAGGACUCGUCUUCAAGUGUUCGUCUUCAGCCAUCCUCGUCAUGAUGGACCUGACAGAACCUGAAACCUGAAAGAUGACAGAGAGCAGGAGGAGGAGGGAGCUGUGAGACACCGAGCGGGAAGAAGAUCAGGACAAAAAGGAUGUGAAAUCGACACAGAACACAGUUUGUACAUCAAACCAAAACCUGUAAUCGAGUCAGCGUUUCACUCCAGCAUCAACAACCAAAAACUUUCAGCUUCCUGCGAACCAACGAUGUAGAAGAAGAGCGCAGAGACGAUUGUUGACAGACGACCACGAUUGUCUCCUGCUGACGAACUCUGAUUGGAACCCUUUCAGAUGUUUCUAUAUGUUUGGAAAUUAACAUAAAAAACACAGACAGCAAAUAAGAUUGUGUCACAGAUUAAAGGGCAAAGACUCUUUUUACUUCUUCAACAACCAAAUUCACAACUGAGCCACAAAAGAUUGUACAUCUAAACCAAACUGUGUGGAGAAAACACAUCUGUGAGGACUACAGUUUGUACAGAAACACACUUGUUGGAACCAAACCGGAGAGAAUCACCAUGAUGACACAUCUGCACGCCGGGCUGAGCUCAGAGACGACGGAGAAGGCCCGUCUAGAGCUGAACGAGAACCCGGACACUCUGCAUCAGGACAUCCAGCAGGUGCGGGACAUGAUCGUGACGCGGCCCGACAUCGGUUUCCUGCGGACGGACGACGACUUCAUCCUGCGUUUCCUGAGAGCCAGGAAGUUUGACCAGGUGGAGACCUUCAGACUGCUGGCCCAAUACUUCCAGUUCAGACAGCAGAACCUCGACAUGUUCCAGAGCUUCAAGGUGGACGACCCGGGCAUCAAGCGGGCGCUGAUGGAUGGUUUCCCGGGCGUACUGGAGACUCCGGACCAGCAUGGCCGAAAGAUCCUCAUCCUGUUCGCCUCCAACUGGGACCAGAGCAGGAACUCGUUCACCGACAUCCUGCGGGCCAUCCUGCUGUCCCUGGAGGUUCUGAUAGAGAACCCGGAGCUGCAGAUCAACGGGUUCAUCCUCAUCAUCGACUGGAGCAACUUCUCCUUCAAACAGGCCUCCAAGCUCACGCCCAACAUCCUGAAGCUGGCCAUCGAAGGCCUCCAGGACAGUUUUCCCGCUCGGUUCGGAGGAAUCCACUUUGUGAAUCAGCCGUGGUACAUUCACGCCAUGUACACCAUCAUCAAACCCUUCCUCAAAGACAAGACCAGGAAACGGAUCUUCCUCCACGGUAACAACCUGAACUCGCUCCACCAGCUCAUCCAGCCCGAGUGUUUGCCGUCAGAGUUCGGUGGGACGCUGCCGCCGUACGAUAUGGGCAUCUGGGCCCGAACGCUGCUGGGCCCCGACUACAACGACGAGACGGAGUACACGCUGACCUACGACGCCCUGCACGUCCGGGAGAACUGUGGAGGAGGAGGAGGAGACAAGGACAUGAUGAAGAGGUCUCAGUCGGCGGUGGAACCAGGAACUCUCCGACAAACAGACAGAGACACCAGCACACCACUACUGGCCCUGGACUGAACACACACACACACUCACACACACACACACACACACACACACACACCCAUAGACAGUAACACACUCACUGUAGAGCCAUCACACACAACAACACACACGCUGAUGUAUUUACACACACAUGUACAGACUUAGAGACACAAAUAAAUCACAGCAUCCACUCUGACACGCACACUCACACACACACAUACACACACACAUUCACGCACACACACACACACCAGCAGCUGUGUUAAGCUGGUGGGUUUGAACUUGCGUCCUCUUGUCGACCUGAACUUUGACAGCAACUGAACUUCCUGAAUCACACACACACACACACACACACACACACACACACACACACACACACACGCACACACACACUCAGUCUGUCCUGUCUCUGAGCCUCCCUCCGGCCGGCAGCGUCCGUCCUGCUGUCCACGUCAACACGCUCUGACGUGCGUUUGUGUUUCUGCUGCACGACCGCGUGCUUCACGUUCUCGUUGAUUCUGUGGAGCGGGAAUGUAACACCGUUCUGUUUCUGUGGGUCAGAGCGUGAUGUGGUCAAACUUUAUUUAAACCUCAGAGAGCGACAGAUUAACGCCGGGUCACAUCUCUGAAGACGAUGGUACAACAAUCAGAAGUAAGAAACAUGCGGAGCGGAGCGGCUGCACCAACAAGGAUCAUCUCAACAGCUCUGACAGUAAAUCAUGUUUAUACACCUUCAGUUUAAAAUGAUGGAACCAGAUUUAAAGAUCUGACGCUUUAGACAAAAACACAACAUGACCGUCACUUACGUUCUGACAGCAUCACAAACCAGAGAGAGGGAGGAAGUGUUUGUCAUGACAGUAGAAACAUGUUUGAUGGUUUAAAGGAGGUCAGUGUUGUUCUGCUGCACCCGCGUGGCUGGAAAUCUGUGAGCGCAGCUUUAAAAAACAGUUUCACAUGAAUCUUGUCUAAUCCAGGUUUAAAUUAAAGGUCCAGCUGAUGAGGUGUGAUUGAAUUAAAAGGUGAAGAUGAUCCUUGUUGGUGAAACUCAGCCGGGAAUGUUUGAAAGAACUUUUUUAAAGCUGUGAAUCUAAAAACCGAAGUCCAGACUUUCAGGUAGCCGACGCGGCGGCUCGUCAGGACUCUGAGGUCUUUAUCUCGUCGCUGCAGUAUUUAAAUUACUGAAUCGAAACACUCAGUUGAAUAUUUUUCUUUAAUUCACCUGAAUGUCCCGAAAUUCAGGAGGAAGAAACUUCACUCUGGUAGAAGAAUGUCGCCAAAAAAGAAUUAAAAGUCACUCCAAGUUAGACCAACUCUGCACAAGCAUUUCAAAAUAAAAGCACCAGGCAAACUGAUGUUGCAGCGAUCACGUGCAUGAAGACGUUUACCAGCUGUUCUACCAGAGUGACGCUCGGUGCUGUGGAGAGACCGCAGGAUGCCAAAUGAUCACCUUUAACCUCGACAGUGAAGGCAAAGAUUGUUUUUAUUGAAUUUAACUUAUUUGAAGAUUGUAUAUUAUUGUUACAAGUAUUAUUACACUGCAAAAAACUGUAACACUUGGCCAGUUUUAUCCUGAGAUAUUUAAAGUGAAUUUAUCUUCAGUCUCUGCAGCGAACACGACUCGAGGAACAUCACGCCUGCAGGCUGACGACUCUCACUUCACUUAUCUCCAUGUAACGUGGAGUGUUUGUAAUAUAUAGCAGCCAAGUCUGACAUGAUCUUUUGCAGUGUGUGCGACUCAUCAUCAGGGCUACACUGAGCAGCGAUCCAGCUCCACGCCACUGUAAUGUAUUUCCUUUCAAUGAAUGUAUAGAAGUAAACAUUUACACCAACGCCAGCGUCUCCUUUCACUCUUCGGCUGGGAUUUUAUUUUGAAGGGACACAUUAAAGGAACAGUUGAAAUGAUAAUUAAAUGUUUAAAUAUUUAUAAAAGGCUGUUGCUAUUGGAUAUUGGACAGUUCUGGUUCUGAUGUUGGACCACCUGAUGUUGGCAACACAGUUGUUUUCAAAACCUUCAUGCUUUCUCACACUUAUUAGUGAAAAUUGUGGCAAACAAAGUUUCAUAUAACUCAGCUGUUUUAUUGAUAAUGUGUCAUUGAUCUUGUUGAAAUGUCUUCCUGUUCUGACUGAAUGAGCCUCUUUUCAUUAUAUUUAAUUUAUUUUGGUGCUUCAUGAGAUGAAAGCUACUGAAAUAAAAUAAAGAUUUUUUUCGUUUCAAAAAUUAUUAUUAUAAAAGAAUAGAAGAGGCACUAAAUCGACUAUUAGAGAGUCUCAGUCAGCUGGUACAGCACAACGUCAGCUUUUUGACUCAGUGGGUUCAUAAAAAAUAAAACAAGAAGCAAAAACAAAAAUCCAAACAAAAAAAACGUGCGUCUCAUUCAAACAGUAUAGGAAGUCAUCUUAAAGAGGAGACAAGAGGAGAGGAAAGGAGACAAGGAGAGGAA
Molecule: messenger RNA, 4350 nt
Organism: Acanthopagrus latus (yellowfin seabream)
Lineage: Eukaryota; Metazoa; Chordata; Actinopteri; Spariformes; Sparidae
Product: clavesin-1-like
Exons: 8
Coding region: 959-1942 (327 amino acids)
Cellular component (GO): membrane
Molecular function (GO): phosphatidylinositol bisphosphate binding
Source: RefSeq, a predicted model, not a curated record